Mesorhabditis belari is the source of this 597-nucleotide messenger RNA. The record is from the annotation of a GenBank genome assembly. NCBI's taxonomy places the organism in Eukaryota, Metazoa, Nematoda, Chromadorea, Rhabditida, Rhabditidae.
AUGCUUCUCCUUUUCGGAUGUUUUCUGUUAUUCACGACGACUUUCGGUGAUGUCGGCACAUGCAAUCACACAGUCGAGCCGCUCUCCUGGUUGACCACAACGGGACGAGGGUUAGCCGAUUGGUCGAGUGCCGGAAUUCGACCAAAUGGACCGAAUUAUUGCCUUCAAGGCAAUCGCCAGGACAACACUGUCGAGGUGAACUAUCACAUGAACAUUUCGGCGGAUUCGAUUCCCCUUCGAUAUUCGAGAAAUCCCUGGAUUAUGAAUGAUGAUAACACAACUCAAAAUGGUUGCCUCAAUAAAGAUCCCCGGAUCAAAUAUUGUUUUUCAUUUUGCACGGCUGAUCUCGAAAACCUUAUCACAAAGGCAGCUCUGAAGUUUCGAAUUGCGUAUCAAUUAGCGGCAGAAGUCUAUGAGAAUUAUGGGAGUCCCAAAGAUGUGGCUGUGACAACGAUAGAGCUAUCUCUCACCGAUCCUAAUGCCCAUUUGGAUGUCCAGGUCUUUAUGCUUCCUUGUUGGUGCAGUGUUUAUGUUGGAAUUCAUCCCGAUUUCGGACCAUCUUAUCUCUAUGAAAUCCAGGUCGCCCACUUACUAACA